GCGCGGCUCAGUUGAGCUCAAGAUCUUGUUGUGGUCGAACCUCUUUUGCGCUCGUGUGCUUGCUUCCGUGUCCGUGUCGCCUGCUGUGGUUUUUGGUGAAUCGGUUUUUUUCCUCCUGCUGUGGUGUUGUGUUGUUUGCUUCGAUUGCUUCGGUGACCCAUCCCCCUCGCGGAGAGUAGGUGGUAGCGGGCGGUAAAGUGGAAAAAGCCCCGCAUGUUUGGGCGUUCGAGCACCGGAAUUCCACCGAAUCGGAAGCCAUCAUCCGUUUGCAACUGCUGCUGACCCGGCACUGACGGCUAGCUGAACCUCCCCGGUGAAAAAGUUUUCUUCUUGCCAACACGUUCAGUGUUUUCAAACUGUGAUCUCCGGUGCAAUUUUGUACGUGUGUGUAUCUACGUGUGUGAUGCAAUUCGAUUGCGAGCAAAACAAAGUCGACACUGAUUGAAGCAUAAUCGUGGUGUGGUGAUAUUCAGUAAACCCGAGUGUCGCAAGUGCCGAAAGUGGUUUGGACAAGUGUGAAAAUUAGUGAAAUUUCGAUUAGUGGAGUUUAACAAAAAAAGGUCUGCCUGAGGUAACUGGUUUUAUUGGUUAGAUAAUCGCAGCUUGAUCAAAUGUGCCAAUAUCCCCCUAACUGAGGCCGAUUAUGAAAAUGUGGAUGAUUAUGAAGCAGAUGACGACAGCAAGGCUGUCUGUUUGUGCAGCUGUGCUGCUGGCACUGACACUGAUGGUGGUCAAUCUUGGCCGGCCAGUCGAGGCCCACGUUGCUUUGACGUUUCCACCGGCGCGAAAGUAUGACCUGGAUUUUCUGGACAACUCACGCACCAAAGCACCGUGCGGAAUGCCGAAAGGUUCAACGAAAACGUCAUUCGUGGCCGGAAGCACUUUCAACGUAUCUUGGCAUCUUGCCUAUCCACACCGGGGUGGAUUCCGGCUUGAAGUAUUGGAUCAGAAGGAGAAACCGAUUCUCAAUCUGACACCCAGUGUGAAAGGGAAACAAUUUGUUCGGGAUGAUGUAACAGCGCAACAAUUCCAGGUGACCCUACCAAGAGACUUCACCUGUCCGGAUUGCUCGAUUCGGUUGACUCGUCAGGCGGACGAGUGGGGCGGAAACUAUCGGUUUUGGUCUUGUGCCGAUGUUGACAUCGUGCAGCGUAAGGAAUACCGGGAAAGCUGCUCCGGUCAUGGAAAGUUUAUCGCUCGGUGCAAAUGCGAGCGAAAAUACUACGGCAACCGGUGCGAGUACUGGGAUGAGUGCGUUAACAACCAGGACUGCGGUCUGCAGGGAACUUGCGUCGACUUGGGUGGAACGUCGUUACCCCGGAAGCAGUGCUACUGUCGGUUGGGCUGGUUCGGACCAGGCUGUAGCAAAAAAUCCCCUAUCAAGUCCACUGAUAUCGAUUACUCGCUGUACAAGCUGAAGAACCUGUCGCCAGAUUUGAACGUGUACUGGCGUGUGCUGAAGGAGCAGAGCGAAAUUGAAGUGGUUUUAAGAGUGAAUGGAACCUCUUGGGUGGGAUUGGGAUGGCGCCCAAGGCGCCUCACGGCCGAGUGCAAAAACUUCCCCCUAAUCGGAUCGGCAGCUGAUGUUGGAUCAGCGGUUCCCGAGCCUGGAGCAGAGCCCGAACCGGGUGCGGAACCAAAGGCUGAACCAGAACCAGGAGCAGAGCCAGAACCAGGAAGUGAACCAGAACCGGAAGUUACGGCUGAGCCGACUUCUCAUCCUGAGCCGGAGCCCGAGGGCUCAGCAGAACCAGAACCGAAGACGGAACCCGAGCCGGAGCCCAAAUCCGAACCAGAACCAGAGCCCGCUUCAGAACCAGAACCCGAAAGUACCUCGGAACCAGAAUCGUCGGCAGAAGGCAGUGCCGAACCGAAGGCGGAACCAAAGUCGAGGAAGAGCAAACGUGCCACUGGUGAUUCUCGCUCACCCGCUAGCGAACCCGAGCCGGAGUCUUCCCCCAAGGCAGAGCCCGAACCAAAGUCUGAACCGGCAUCGGAACCCGAACCCACCACCGCAAAACCGAAACCUGCCAACCCGUGGACUCCUCGGCACGAUUUCAAUCCGAUGGAUUGCACGGACAUUGUAAUCGGAACGGCCCGCGGUGAGAAUCAUCGAGUGUGGGAUUACUACACCCGGGACAGAUCAACGCCCCGGUUGGAUACCUUCUGGGGAGGCAAAUCCGAUCUGACAGCGACGGGUGGCUUCGAGGUUGAUGGGGUGACGACGGUUGUAUUUCGUCGGAAACUGCAAGCGGACGAACCAACGGAUCAUGCCUUUGUCGACGAUUUGAUGCACGUUAUCUGGGCUAAGGGCCAGGAACCGGGAGCGUACGUGCAUUCGCCACCGUCCGGAUUGGAGAAAGAUAUGCCCAGCGUGCAGGAUUUCUACAUGCGGGAUGAGCUCAAGUACCAUGGCCACCGAAUGCAGAGAGGCGUAACGCAAAUCAAUUUCCUAGAGGAAAAAAUGCUUGAACCGUUGAAGGCCGACAAUGGCACGAAAGGGGUAACAAUGGCCGACGGUGUUGUCAUACCAGCUGGACCCAGGGGUCACGAGCUGGAUAACGAAUGCCACGGUUUUUGGAAGUUCCCUCGUAAUUGUGAGCCGGAGAAACUAAACUGCGAGUACUUCGCCAGCUGGCAGGUGGUCGGUAAGGGCGACGCCGUAACUUUCCACAUUGAGACUAACAAUACGGGUUCGUGGACGGGAAUUGGCUUCAGCAAUGAUCAGAAAAUGUCCCAAACCGAUGCCGUUAUUGGAUGGGUCGACAAGACGGGCAGACCAUUCCUGAUGGACACUUGGAUCAAUGGAUACUCGGCACCGAAGCUGGACGAUCGGCAGGAUCUUUACAAUGCGUCCGGUAAAAUCAACAAUGGAUUAACCAUUCUUGACUUCAGUCGAAAACGGGACACUGGUGAUGAGAAUGACUUGGCCUUCACGGAGGAUCAAUGUUUGUACCUAAUGUUCCCGCUGAACGGAGGAAUCUUCAACCCGGUGAAUAAAAAGAUUCGCAAGCAUGAUUCAACGCCGGUGGUGACGGACACUCGCGUUUGCGUCAAGUCCUGCCCGGAACUGUUUGAGAAUUUAUUCAACGCCGCUUCUACGCCAGCUCCGGAGCGUUUGGCAUAUGGGGCAGCAAUCAAGCUGACUAAUUUGGCGUCUGCGUUCAAGAUACCCGAAUCCGGUACACCCGAGUACAAUGAUCUGGCCAAAUCGAUCACCGACACCUUCAACGGAAUGCUGAAGGGCGUGGGGGGUUUUUACAAGACCGAUGUGGUGAACUUUGAGAUGGAUCCGAGUGGAGUCGUGGUUAACAUGAAUAUUCUACUGAACAAGGACGGUAUAGAGAGCAAUCUAGUCGAUGAUCCAGCUAAGCUGGAACAAACCAUUCAACAUUUGAUACAAAACAAUCUGUCAUCCGGAAAAGUUGGUGCUUUGUCAGUUGAUCCCAGCUUCCUGGAAUUCACUGCUUUGGAGUACAAACAACCAAUCAACGAGGCGCCUUCGUUCUUUGAGAAAGCGGGAACCAGGCUCUACACCAUCUUGGGAUGCAUCGCAGCUCUGGUGUUCAUCGCUAUCGUACAAGCCAGUUGUACCAUCUACAAAACGCGAAAGACAAAACAAAUGAGGGAUCAACUGAUUCCAAACUCCGCCUGGAAGGACUAUUCAACGAACACGAACUACGCGUUCGAUAAUUUCGAAAGUGACAUGAAGAUACACCACAGCAAGCACCGCUCGGAUCGUGGCUACAGCAACGGAAACAGCCAGCAGACGACACUGCAGAUGUCGCAUUCGCCGAACAAGUCGCAGUACUACGAAAUCGAUCGGACCGAUGGUAUGCACCGGAACGGGGAUCACAGAAAUGGCUCCAUGCAGCCCCGCUCUGGUCACGACCCCCGCGGGCAGGACCGAUCGUCCUCUUCGUAUGCCGACCGGGCCUAUUCGCUACCACGACCGAUGCACCAGCAGCAGUCAUCGAUGCAGCGACCCAGUACCGAAUACUAUACCCACGAUCGGCGUGGCCAGAAGCGUCCGACCAGCCACCACAACCCGUCCGGCAACGGGGCCCACUACGCGACCAGCUCGAUAACCAACGGCAACGGAAUGCACUACCAGCAAGCUAGUCAGCCACCGCAGCAACAGCAGCAGCACCAGCACGGUUCCUCCGGUGGCCACAUGCCCACCGAAUCGUCCGAUCUGUACUUCACGCCCACCCAGAGAAAGUACUCCGGAGAGGUGGUGCGAGUUUUCGUCGAUUACAAUAAGGAUAAGAAAUAGUUUGACGGCUGUAUGACAGUAAGGGGAUCGGUCGGUUUGACAAACGCAGUAUGUCGUGAGUUUGUGAACGACGGGUGUGAAAAAGUGAAUGAAAGCGAAAAAAGGCAGAGUUUUAUUGUUUAUGGUACGGAUGUUCUUCCGAUUAAGUAAAUUUAUGCGAAUAGAAAACUUGUUUUACCAACCAUUUUAACUAGUGCUAUUUUUAAAAUCUUUCGUAUAAGUUUUAAUCUGCUGCCUGCUAUUAGAAAAGUGAUUUCUUUUUAUUUCGGUUAAACUAAUUAUGUGAAUAUAAUUGGAAGCCCAACAUUUUCCUAACCUUUUCGGUAAGUUAUAUGUGCCAGAGUUAAAAAAUCAGUAAAAAAAGAAUCAUUAAAUCAAGGUCUCCAAUUGUGCUCACGUUACGCAAUCGUUAACAAAUUAAAUAGGUACUCUCCUCACACCGUCAGGGAGCAAAAAAAGUCAUAUCUACAUGUAGCACACGAACGAUUAGAAAUGUAAUCGUAUCGUUGAUGUAAAUAUUAUCAGCUAACCGAUGAACCCUCUAGUGGCUCUAGUUUAAAACAUAACGGGUGCCACACAGGGUAGAAAUUCCAUCUGCAAAGCAGCCCCAUCCCACGCCGUCACCUUCGGAUUCGUGGCAGAGGUUUUCUUUUUGUUUUACUGUAUUGUUAUGUUAUUUUCUAAGUUUUAAAAUAAGCCAUUCUAAGCUGGUAUGAAAUCUGCAAUACAAUUUCCCGGUCUUUACUUUUUUAACAUAUAGUUAAGUCAGUCGUUUCAAUCGGAAAUCAUUAGUUAAAUGCAACAUAAUGCAACAUGAAUCUGGUAAUAAUACUCCCCAUCUUACAUUAGGAUCAAGCUAUAUGUCAAGUUGUCUCCAACACUUAGUGUAAAUGCGACAAUCUUGUAAAUACACAAAUCCACCCAAAAAAAAAAAAAAGAUGUACAGAUAGCAGUUUUGUUUUUGAAGUUUUGCAUAUAUAUUACUUUUAACCUUUGUAUCAUCAAUCAAUGGCAAGUUAACCUUCUUUAAACAGUUGCUACUGAAGGUUAUUUUUUUUUUAAUAUAUGAUUACUAUACCAAUUAAGCGUACGAAUUGUAACAGAAACAUUUGUAAACAUUUACCAUUUAAAUUUCAACAUAUAGAUAUGAAUAA
This is a messenger RNA of Wyeomyia smithii (pitcher-plant mosquito), 5430 nucleotides long. RefSeq lists its product as uncharacterized. NCBI's taxonomy places the organism in Eukaryota, Metazoa, Arthropoda, Insecta, Diptera, Culicidae. The transcript has 13 exons. The record is from RefSeq and is a predicted model, not a curated record. The coding region runs from base 644 to 4276 and encodes 1210 amino acids.